Messenger RNA from Chlamydomonas reinhardtii, 2500 nucleotides. RefSeq lists its product as uncharacterized. Gene Ontology annotation, cellular component: membrane; cell periphery; endoplasmic reticulum. Bases 85 to 2211 code for a protein of 708 amino acids. NCBI's taxonomy places the organism in Eukaryota, Viridiplantae, Chlorophyta, Chlorophyceae, Chlamydomonadales, Chlamydomonadaceae. The transcript has 3 exons. The record is from RefSeq and is a predicted model, not a curated record. Gene Ontology annotation, biological process: ceramide biosynthetic process; sphingolipid catabolic process. Gene Ontology annotation, molecular function: glycerophospholipase activity.
UAUAAGAUAGCGCAGAACAGUGCUCGAGAUUCUUUUCCAAGUUUUGUGGUGGAGAGCGUCCAGAGGCUCGUAUACCUUGCGAAUAUGAUGGAGCCGCCUGCUGAGAAGAAAAGUGACUUGUGGUCUCGCCUCACGCCUGACGUGAUAAGGAAAAUUGCAAGUUACUUGCACCCCAACGAGGCCGCUCAACUUAAGUUCGUCAGCAGCGACACUGCAGCGAGCCUGCGCCAUUACAAGAAAUUCCACAUCGGGUCCGACAAGCCCUGGCCGGGCCGCGAAUUUGCCAUCCACUGGACACGCCCUGAGCCAUGGCGUGCCCUAAACCUGCGCCAGCGAAAGCGGCUAUUGUGUGCAGCGGCAUUCUCAGGCCACGCGCCCAGCCUGGAAACGGCCCUGGCGCACUGCGGUUUCACCAUCGAUGACAGGGAGCUCGAUGAAGCCGUGUCCGCGGCUGCCCUCGCCGGCCACCUUGCGGCCUGCGAGCGACUGCUGCACUCGCACGAGGGAGAGGAGGGCGCCGGGAGCACUGCUGACGUUGCUGGUGGAUCCGCCGCCGCCGCCGGCGAGGGCGGUGCUUCUGCUGCAGGAGCAGCAGGGAGGGGCGCGAACCCUAGGUACCGUUGGCCUCCGGAGUUGGCGGUAGACAACGCCGCGUCUUCCGGCCACCUUCCGGUGCUUCAGCUGCUGCUGGAAGCCGGAUCCACGGACAGCACCAGCGAGCUGGAAAGGCAUGCGCGGCAGCAGCGGCUGUCGCUUGCCGCCCAGGCCGCCUGUAGGGGCGGCAAGAUGGAAGUUCUGCAAUGGCUGCAGCGGCAGUACGGGCACAAAGUGGGCUUUGCGGAGGUGGAGGCGGCGGCGAAGGCGGGGCAGGUGGAGCUGAUGGAGGGGCUGAUGCGGCCGAGGCAGAGGACCACGAUGACACGGCUGCCCCCGGCGGGGGAUGAGGUUGCAGCAGGGGGUGGCGGCGGCGGCGGCUGCACGGCGGCGGGUCCUCGGCAGCGGAGGGCUGCGGCCCUGCAUGCUGCGCUGCAGGAGGGCCUGGCGGCGGCGGGCCUGGCGGCGGCGGGCGUACUGGCGGCGGCGGGCGUCGGGCCGGCGGCCCUGCACAGCCGGAUGCAGCUGCUGCAGCAGUUCACCAGGCAGCAGCUGGAACUGCUGUGUGCCCUGGCCAGCGGCUGCCCUCUGGCAGUGCUGCGGCGCCAUUGGGACGACCUGUGGGUCCCCUACGCCGCCGCCACCGCCGGCGACGCCGCGUGGGUGGCGGCCGGCCGGGACCUGCCCAUGCUGUUGUGGCCGGCCGCCACCGCCCUGCUGGCCGCCGCCGCCACCAGCCCCACCGCCGACUGGGAGGACAAGUGGCACUGGCUGCUGGCGCUGUCCGGCCCCCACGAGCCAGGCGGCGACGGGCUGCUCGACCGCAUGCUACUGCCGGGGCCUCAGAGCCGCAGCGGCGCGCUGGAGGCAGCCUGCGCCCGGCUUCCCGACUACUGCCGGCGGCUGCGUGUGCUGCACGCGGCCGGCAUGCGGCCCAGCCCCGAGGCGGUGGAGGGGGCGGUGUGGGGCGGGCACGCCGACGCGCUGGCCUACCUGUGGGACGAGGCCCACGUGGCUUGCCGCCUGGGGCAGGCCGCGUUCCAGGCCCUGGUCAUGAGCCGGAGCCGGGGCAGCGUGCCCGUGCUGCGGCUGCUUCAGUCGCGGGGCAUGGCCUUCACGGCGGCGCAUGUGCGUCUGGCGGCGCAGCGCGACGACUGGCCGCUGGACUCGCUGCUGUGGCUGCUGGCGCAGGUGCCGCAGCGGCGUCAACAACGGCAGGAGCAGGAGCAAGGCGGCGGCGGCGGCGGCGGCGGCGGGGGCGGGGGCGGGGGCGGCGGCAGCAGCAGCAGCAUCAGCCAGCCGGUGUGGUCGGCGGCGUUCGCGCACGCCGCGCACCAGGGCCACGGUGUUGUGCUGCUGCUGCCGCUGGUGGCUCGCGGCGCGGCGAUCAGCCUGGCGGCGGUGGCGGAGGGCGGGAGUGAACGCACGCUGGCGUGGGCGGUGCAGCGGCUGACAGAGGACCAAGACGGCAGGCCGCCGGCCAUCCUGCAUGGGGAGGACGCCCGGCGUGUGUUGCAGUCGGGCAACCUGGCGGCCAUAGCUUGGCUGGAGGCGCGGCAGCUGCUGAACACGGCGCCCGUCGGGAGGACACCCGAUGUUGAUGACCUGCCGGUGUGAGGCUCAUCAGAUAGAGGUUCAGAGGUUGUGAAGCACGGGGAGGGGGCGGGGCGGGGGCGUUGUUGAAAGCAGGAGAACCGUAGGCUCGGCUACAGGCAGGAGUAGUUGCGACUCGACGUUGAAACUGAGUUUGUGACGUCUAAGGCUGCAUGGCUGUGACCUUGGCUGUGACUUAUUAUUACCUGUGAGAGGAUCCAUGCGGUACGUGUAUGGCUGCACAUGCACGUGUGAUUCCUGCGGCACGUCAAUUGCGAGCCCGUGGAGGACUGAAGGUCUGAGGCUUUGUAGC